AUGUACCUGCAAAUGGCGCUUCCAUUAAAUCCCAGCAUAACUGUUGGAACUGAAAAAGCAGCCUUUUUGGUUAUAGAAAUGAAUGAGACUUCAGGAGAAGCUACUGACAGAGAAGGCUUUGGAAUGAAGAAUUCUGCCUUAGAAAGCAGUGCCAUCCAUGGACGUGAAUUUAACACAGCUGACUUCCUAAAGGAGUAUCGUCCCAAGGAGUAUCAAAAGUUAGAAAGAUCACCUUUUAAUUUUAAAGACAGCCCAGAAAUUAUAAUCCCUAAAAGACCGUUUAUUUUUGAGUCUGAUGUUUUUAUCUUCAUUUUGCUGGGCAGAAAGUCAGAAUAUUGGGCUGCCUGGUUCAGGGCCGGACGCUUACCUAACCUACUGACUUGGAGCUUCAGAACCGUGGCGACAAAGGAGGCAGGAGAUGCUAAAGCAGAGUCGAGCCUCCCCUUACCAGCCAAUCGGAGCGAGCAAACGUCUGAAAAACCAAACUAUGCUCUUAAAUUUACUCUCGUGGGGCAUACGGAUGCAAUAUCAUCGGUUAAGUUUAGUCCUAAUGGAGAAUGGCUAGCAAGUUCUUCUGCUGACAAAGUAAUUAUAAUUUGGGGAGCCUAUGAUGGAAAGUAUGAGAAAACACUUUAUGGUCACAAUCUGGAAAUAUCAGAUGUUGCCUGGUCAUCAGAUUCCAGUCGCCUUGUUUCUGCCUCAGAUGAUAAAACGCUGAAGAUUUGGGAUGUGAGAUCUGGAAAAUGUUUGAAAACGCUGAAGGGGCAUAGUAAUUAUGUUUUUUGCUGUAAUUUCAAUCCACCAUCUAAUCUCAUCAUUUCAGGAUCUUUUGAUGAGAGUGUGAAAAUAUGGGAGGUGAAAACAGGAAAGUGCCUGAAGACUUUGUCUGCUCAUUCUGACCCAGUUUCUGCUGUUCAUUUUAAUUGUAGCGGGUCCUUGAUUGUGUCAGGUAGCUAUGAUGGUGUCUGUAGAAUUUGGGAUGCUGCAUCAGGUCAGUGUUUAAAAACACUUGUUGAUGAUGAUAACCUUCCUAUCUCUUUUGUAAAAUUUUCUCCAAAUGGAAGAUAUCUUCUAAUUGCAACUUUGGACAAUACUCUUAAACUGUGGGAUUAUAGCAGAGGCAGAUGCCUGAAAACCUACACUGGUCAUAAGAAUGAGAAAUACUGCAUAUUUGCCAAUUUUUCAGUUACUGGUGGCAAAUGGAUUGUGUCUGGUUCAGAAGAUAAUCUGGUUUACAUUUGGAACCUUCAGACUAAAGAGAUUGUACAGAAAUUACAAGGUCAUACAGAUGUUGUAAUCUCAGCAGCUUGUCAUCCUACAGAAAACAUCAUUGCAUCAGCAGCAUUAGGAAAUGACAAAACAAUUAAACUGUGGAAGAGUAACUACUAAACCCUUUAGAAAUCAAGUAGUAGAGCCAAGCUGGCAAAAAACCCCCCAAAACAAAAAAACCCGCGUAUUUAAAAAGAUGGUUUCUCUUAAUUUUGGUAUGGUUUUGUAUUUCUUUUUAACUUUGUGUUUCUCUCUCUCUCUGACAAAUAAAUAAAAUCUUAAAAAAAAAGGGAGGGGGGAAUGCCUGGGUGGCUCAGUCGGUUAAGUGUCUGCCUUCGGCUCAGGUCAUGAUCCCAGGCUCCUGGGAUCGAGUCCCACAUUGGGCUCCUUGCCCAGCAGGGAGCCUGCUUGUGCUCACACACUCUCUCUCUCUCUCUGACAAAUAAAUAAAUAAAAUCUUUAAAAACAAAACAAAACAAAAAAAAACAUUGUCUUAGAUUAUAAUAUUUCAGACCUAUAACCUAAAUUUACAAAGCAAGACAAUUGGAAAAGCAAGUCUAGAACCUACGACUUCUGACUUUUAAUCUUCAGGUCUGGUAUUAACUCCUAUGUCUAUCCCUGAACAGAUUCCCAUUCUGUUCCUCUCAGUGUAUUUGGGAAAUAUUUAGAAGUAAGGUUUACAAGAUAGGAUGACUGAUUAAAUGAAGGGAGCAGGAGUUUGGAAUAACUCGUGUUCCCGGUUUGGGAGAUCAGAUGAGUUAAGAACGUAAGCCUGGGAUUAGGUGGAAUGGAGAUGUAUGGCAGAUGCCACUCACACAUGAAAUGGUUCCGUGGAAUCAAGUCUAUAAAUUGGGAAAAAUAAGUCACGGUUAGGUCUGUUAAACAUUUUAAGAUUUUUAUGGAGAUAAAAACUAAAAGUAAACCAAAACAUUAUAAAUGGCAUUUUGUUGAGGGACUUCUCACUAUCCUGGUCAGAUUGUGCCUCAUGAUUAUCAAGCAAGCUAAAUGUCUAAAUGGUGAGGCUAUUCUCUUUCACUAUGUGUCUGACCUAGUAACUCCUACCCAUGCUUCAAACUCAGUUCAGAAACCACCACUUGUGGACCAGCACUGCCUGCCUGACUCCAACCACAACUGACAGCUGAGUUAGGUUUUGUUUCUUUCUAUAGCUACUGUUAUAUAAAGUUCAGAAUAUUCUUUUACCAGUUUGUAUUGUAACAGUUUCAUGGGCCAUGUUUCUGUAAGUUAUGAGCUCUGUAAAGAAGUAUGUUUUACUCAUUUUUGUAUUCUCAGUAUUUAUAUAUAUAUAAAUGGAUUUAUAUAUAUAUAUAUGGGAUUAAGGUAAUGUUUGAUGAAUGACAAUGAAUUAUACCACCACCACUUUAUUCAUUCCUUGCCUUCUUUCAAUAAACAUUUGGAGACAUGUCCCCAUACUGUUAUUACUUUUGUUGAUUAAAAAAGUAUCUGACCAUAGGCUCAUGUAUUAACUUUAUGUUCAGACAGGGCUUAUAGGAAAUAUAAAGUGGAAAAUGGUUUCUGCCCACUUUACCUACAGAGACAUGAUAAACAUGAAAAAAAAAAUCUAGAAAUUAAGCAAAAAAUAGUACAACAAUAAUUGAAAGUAACAGGGCUAAACUGUCUUAUGUUUUUGGUAUUCUUUAGUAUAACAGUGCUCAUUAAAUACGAUUUGCUUGGCGCCUGGGUGGCUCAGUCGUUAAGCGUCUGCCUUCGGCUCAGGUCAUGAUCCCAGGGUCCUGGGAUCAAGUCCCACAUCGGGCUCCCUCCUCGGGGGGAAGCCUGCUUCUCCCUCUCCCACUCCCGCUGCUUGUGUUUCUGCUCUCGCUAUCUCUGUCUCUGUCAAAUAAAUAAAUAAAAUCUUAAAAAAAAAAAUACGAUUUGCUUGACAAGUUCUGAGAAAUAUAAGGUAUUAGAGUUAUUAGUAAGAUGACUGCCAAAAAGGUAUUAUGUGAGGGUAGUGGGAGAAUUGGGAUUAGACAGAGACAAUUCUGGCCAAGAAAUUUAUAUUUAAACCAUAAAGAGGUAGUUACUCUAAGUAACUGAACAGGACAAUGACACAAAAUGAGAAAUGAUCAUGAAAAUUCUUGCUGCAUGGUAACAUUUGUGAGUUUUGGUUUAAUGAAACAUUUUUUUUUUU
Molecule: messenger RNA, 3421 nt
Organism: Mirounga angustirostris (Northern elephant seal)
Lineage: Eukaryota; Metazoa; Chordata; Mammalia; Carnivora; Phocidae
Gene: WDR5B
Product: WD repeat domain 5B
Exons: 4
Coding region: 1-1389 (462 amino acids)
Molecular function (GO): protein binding
Source: RefSeq, a predicted model, not a curated record